AUGCAACCCCCAGAAUCUAGGGAUGAAAUCCCUCGUCAAACCGUGAUGAAUCAAAUUCACUUGUUACCAGCAGGCGAUCCUGAUAAUCCGGUUCCCCCUUUUACGCAAGAAAUCAUGGGUGCAAGGAUUUCCCGAAAAUUCAAGCUCCCAACCAUCAAAGCUUAUGAUGGUACGGGUGAUCCCGCUAAUCAUGUUCGAACCUUCAUGAACGCUCUGCUACUCCAGCCCGUCACCGAAGCAAUCAAGUGUCGCGCUUUUCCUCAAACCUUAAGUGGAAUGGCUCAACACUGGUAUAGUCGUCUCCCCCCCAAUUCUAUCUCCUGUUUCGCUGACUUGAGCAGGGCCUUCAUAGGGCAAUUUGUUGGAAGCAAAACACAUGCCAAGAGCUCCGCCUCACUGAUGAAUUUGCAUCAAGGUAAGAAUGAAACACUGCGGGAGUAUAUGAAUCGUUUUACCAAAGAAGCCUUGAAGGUCCCAGACCUUGAUCAGAAGGUAGCCAUGAUUGCCCUCCAACAAGGCACCACUGAUGACAAUUUUCGCCGGUCCCUAGCCAAGAGGGCUCCAGACAAUAUGAAUGAUUUACAAGAAAGAGCCGGGAAGUAUAUAAAGGCGGAGGAAAGUUUGAGAAAAUCCCAGAACAAUCAGGGACCGAAUACCAACUUCAAGAAGCGUGGGAAUGAUACGGAGUAUAAUGCUGAGAAUAAGUACUCCCGGAAGGAAGAUGAGGAAAAAUCGCCUGCUAAAAAGAAGAUGGGACCGAGGUUUACUGAGUAUGCCAGGCUUAACGCCCCGAGGAGUCAAAUCCUGUUGGAGAUUGAGAAGGACGAAAGUGUUAGAUGGCCGAAGCCUAUAAGGACCGAUCCGGAGAAACGUAACAAGGAUUUAUAUUGUCGAUUCCACAAAGACACAGGACAUAAGACCGAUGAUUGCCGGCAGUUGAAGGAUGAGAUUGAGUUCUUGAUCCGAAGAGGCAAGUUAUCCAAAUUUACCAAGGAUGGAGACAAGAAUCAUCGAGACAGUGAUAACCGUGGAAGAGACAACGAUGACAAAAGAACUCAGCCUCGAGGGCCUGUUAUUAAUGUAAUCUCCGGAGGACCUACGGCUGCAGGCACUUCAAGCAAUUCAAGAAAGGCUUAUGCAAGGGAAGUGAUGAAUAUAGUUGGAGAACCUCCGAAGCGGGCAAAGAUCGAUUAUGCUCUAGCAUUCGACAAUGUCGACCUUGAAAAAGUAAAAUUUCCUCAUGACGAUCCUUUAGUAAUUACCCCAGUGAUUGGAAAUUCAUCCGUAAAGAGAGUGCUUGUUGAUAAUGGAGCUUCGGUGGAUAUCUUGUUCUAUGAUGCUUAUGAAAAGAUGGGGUAUUCUGAUACUCAGUUAACACCCUCAGACAUGCCUAUAUAUGGCUUCAACAAUGUGGAAACCAAAAUUGAAGGCAUGAUCCAACUUCCGGUAACUAUGGAAGAACCUGAAAAGGUCACUUAUGUCGGAGCAUUACUCCAGGAAGAUUUGAAACAAGAGUUUGUGAGGUUCUUAAGGAACAACCGUGAUGUUUUCGCUUGGACAGCGGCUGAUAUGCCAGGAUGGAGGAGUGAUAUGAUGAUUGGUUGGAUGAGUGGUGUGAAGAUUGUGCUUCUUGAGAUUGUUGAGGUUGAGGUGGAUGAGCCACUUGCAUUUGAUAUGGUUGAAGAGGAGCAUUGA
Molecule: messenger RNA, 1695 nt
Organism: Daucus carota subsp. sativus
Lineage: Eukaryota; Viridiplantae; Streptophyta; Magnoliopsida; Apiales; Apiaceae
Exons: 3
Coding region: 1-1695 (564 amino acids)
Source: RefSeq, a predicted model, not a curated record